AUGCCGCCCCCUCCUCCCCCUCCGCCGCCGCCGCCGGGUGGGAUGGGUGGCCCUCCCCCGCCGCCUCCCCCAGGAAAUCUCCCCAAUAGACCAGCUAAAGGAGAAGUCAAAGAUCGGGGCGCGCUUCUUUCGGAUAUUCACAAAGGCACUCGGUUGAAGAAGGCCGUUACCAAUGAUCGAUCAGCGCCCGUCCUUGCAAAAACAGGAGGCGGUUCGGCAGCCGCUCCUGUCGCCGGUGCGCCUCCGGUUCCAUCGAUGAAGCCGCCCGGGGGACUUGCACCGCCAGUGCCCUCAAGUCCAGCCGCGAACCGAUUGCGAAGCAACAGCGAAGGAGUAUCCGGGGCAGACAGUGGCGCUAGUGCUCCAGCCGCUCAACUAGGGGGUCUUUUUGCCAGCGGAAUGCCCAAGCUACGCAGUCGUGGAGGUGUUGAUACGGGCGCCAACCGCGACUCCCCAUACAUGUCCGAUCCGGAGGCCGCACGUCAAGCACCCGCUGCCCCAGCUCCUAAACCCCCAACGGCUCCUCGGCCCCCUGGAGCCCGACCACCUCCGCCUCCCCCAACAUCAGAGUCGCCGCCCGCACCAACAGUUAACCCGCUGGUUGCUGGCCUUAAAAAACCUCCGCCGCGGCCCGCCUCAAGGCCGUCGGCAGCUUCUGCGGCAAGCACGAAGACAGUACCGGAGGCACCUCCUCGUGCACCUCCGCCACUUCCGGGGAUGACCAAGGCUCCACCACCCCCUGCCUCGCGAAAGCCCUCUGCGCCUCCGCCUCCGCCGCCUUCAGCUAGCCCUGCUGCCCCUCCCCCCCCCCCCUGCCUCUGUGUCGCGGCCGCCGCCUCCUCCCCCGGCAACUCCCGCACGAUCUACCCCUCCUCCGCCUCCGCCGUCGGGAGCUCCGCCAUCGAUUGCCGCUCAAGCUGCGCGCACGGCUCUUGGCCAGCACAACAACCACUCGCCUUUGGCACCACCGCCACCACCCCCGCCUCUGCUCCUGCUGCUCCUCCUCCACCACCCCCUCCAGUAUCACCUCCUUCAGCCCCACCGACCGACCCUCCGUCUCGCCCGUCUCCUGUUCCCUCCCGCCCCGCAUCCCAGGAACCUCACCCUGCGCUGAACCCCAGCGCCUACACGCUCACCAACGGUGGAUUGUCGCCAUCCCCCUCGCGGAGCCCGUCCUCAUACGGUAUGCGAAUAGAAGACCCGCGAUUCAAGUUCCAGGGCGAUGGCUUGCUGCCCAAGCCUCGACCGUUCACCGGCGGGGCUCGGCGAUACCGCGCGGGACGAGGCAGCAGUGUGCCAUUGGACCUGGCUGCAUUGAGUGGCUGA
This is a messenger RNA of Penicillium alfredii, 1326 nucleotides long. RefSeq names its product putative proline-rich, actin-associated protein Vrp1. Bases 1 to 1326 code for a protein of 441 amino acids. The transcript has 2 exons. Gene Ontology annotation, molecular function: actin binding. NCBI's taxonomy places the organism in Eukaryota, Fungi, Ascomycota, Eurotiomycetes, Eurotiales, Aspergillaceae. The record is from RefSeq and is a predicted model, not a curated record.